Molecule: messenger RNA, 2435 nt
Organism: Sphaerodactylus townsendi
Lineage: Eukaryota; Metazoa; Chordata; Lepidosauria; Squamata; Sphaerodactylidae
Gene: UBL4A
Product: ubiquitin like 4A
Exons: 4
Coding region: 1436-1906 (156 amino acids)
Biological process (GO): post-translational protein targeting to endoplasmic reticulum membrane
Molecular function (GO): protein binding
Source: RefSeq, a predicted model, not a curated record
CAAAACGGCACCGGAGGCAGCAGAAGUCCCUCCCCCACCCACAGAUCCCCUUUCAAGCACGCUGCUUUUCACCCCGAACUUCCGCCACACCUGCCUUGAUUGGGGACCCCCCGUCCUGAUCAGCUGCAGCAGCUCAGCAGAAUCAGCCCCACAGAGCUCGGGUGAGCCGACCCCUCUCCUGCCCCCCCCACGGCCAUUGCCAUCGUUAUAACGAUCGUUGUAACGGCUAUUGCUAAAACGGCCACUGCUGUCGUGUAACGAUCGUUAUAACGGCCAUUGCUAAAACGACCAUUGCCAUCGUUAUAACGAUCGUUAUACGGCAGGGUCAGGGUGGCGUGGUCGGCGGGCGGGCGGCCAGAGUCCCCCCAGCGACGACCACGACGUUAUAACGAUCGUUAACGGCAGGGUCAGGGUGCCGUGGUCGGGGGGGGGGCGGCGGGCGGCCAGAGUCCCCCCAGCGACGACCACGACGAACCUCCAGCUGCGGCAGCAGCGGAGGAAGGGCGCCGGACCAAUCAGCGCGCUGUGUCGGGCGAAAGGCGAGGCCAUUGGGCAGGAGGCGCCGGGGAGGGUCUGCCAUCAUUGGCUUGAGGUGGAGGCCAAGCCCUCCCCCUCCGCCCUUUCCAAACCGGCACCGGCGGCAGCAGAACUCCCUUUCCCGCCCCCAGACCACGCCACCCUGACCCUCCACGUCGUUAUAACGACACCCCCUUGUCAUUAUAACGACCCCCCCACAGGGGCCCCGAUUCUCUGUUCAUCAGCAAGACUCCUUUUUUUUGUUUUUCACGGCAAAAGAGAGCUUGCAACUCCCAUGUGUAGAAAACAAAUUGGUGAACAUUUCCAUUCUUUAUCUGUUGAACUUCUGCCUGUCCUGUGGUUUAAGAGGCAGACAAGCUAUGGCGGUGUGGCUGCAUAAUUUUUCUAGCUCCCGCCUCCCUUUAAAAAUAAAGUGAAGAAAAGAAGAAUUUAACUUUCCUUGACCUUAUUUAUAUGUCCUGUUUCUCCCCUGGUGAGCGCACCGUCUGCGUUUGAGAACCUGAAAUCGUGUAAGAAAACCAACGAGACCUUCUCCCUUUCCUUACGGUAAAACCUUCCAUUCACCCGACCUCGCUGUCGCUUUACAACCGCAACAAUUGGCCUCUCUGUGAUAAUGCCAGUCACGUGACAGGGCAAACGACCGUUUCCGGCCCUCUUCCUGCCUCGACGAGUUAUUUCCGCCCCGCCCGAGAGGCUAGUUCCGCUUCAAACUUCUCUAGCCCUCCUCUCUAUGGCAGCCGAACGUGCUGCCCUUAUCGAGCGAGGGACUGCCGGGGCUCUCCUUCGCCUGUGUAGCCCCCUUUCUCCAUUCUAGGCCGCUCUGUCUUUGGCCCUCCCUCCAGGCGUCUAUGGUUCAAUUAAAGGGGCCGCUCGGCUUGAAGGGCUGCGGGAUCCCGAGAUGCUGCUGACGGUGAAGGCGCUUCAGGGCCGGGAGUGCAGCCUGCAGGUAUCCCCAGACGAGCGUAUCUCCGCUGUCAAACACCUGGUCUCAGAGAAGCUGAACGUGCCCGUGUCCCAGCAGCGCCUGCUUUUCAAAGGCAAAGCUUUGGCAGAUGAACACCGCCUCUCUGAUUACUCCAUUGGGCCGGAGUCCAAGCUGAACCUGGUGAUCAAGCCGCCGGAGAAGGCGUCCCCCGAGGAAGUGGGCCGCAGAUGUGGCUCCCCCCAGACACCUGCUGUUUGGCACACACUGGCUCAAGUCCUGGGCAGGCAUUACAGUACAGCCGAUGCGGAGAAAGUGCUGGAGCAGCUGCAGAAGGAUUACGAGCGGAGCCUGCGGCUGCUGAGCUUAGAUGACAUUGAGCGUCUGGCUACACGGCUGCUUCACCCCGAGGUGGCGGAGGCCGUGGAGAUGGGCUUUCUGGAUUAGCUGCCGGACUUGGGGAUUGACCCCCGUCAGCUCCUUUGGACACAGAGCCCCCAGGCCGGGCCCAAACAGAGGGCUGAAUGGGAACGAUCCCUCUGGACUGCUUUUAAAGGGGGAAGGGGGCUUAGACCAUUCGUAACCCCUCCCCAUCCAUUAAAGGUGGUGACGGGUGAGCUUGGGCUGCCCGGUCUAUUCUGUUCAGCUGAAAUGGGGUCACAUCGAAGUUUGGAGGGGGGGGGGUCGCUUGCCCUGAGAGAUGCAGCCACCUCAGAUGUUGAGGCUAGUUCUGUUUCUAUAUAGAUUUUUUCCCCUUCAUCACCAAAGUCCAGCCUCCCCACCCCCUUGGUUGAUCCUUAUUGCGUAAGCCAAAGGCCAGUUCCAUUAACAGCGUUCCCCAGAAUUUGCAGGCAAGAAAAAUCAAAUCGCAGUUGAAAUUUUUAAUACUUGUUUUGAAAUCUUGAGUGACUGUUCUUUCCGGUGCCACAAUGUAAACUUGAAGAAUAGAAUAAAGCGAACCCAGGUCCCAACGCAA